Molecule: messenger RNA, 1338 nt
Organism: Fusarium sp. VM40
Lineage: Eukaryota; Fungi; Ascomycota; Sordariomycetes; Hypocreales; Nectriaceae
Source: the annotation of a GenBank genome assembly
AUGGCCAUGGAAAUACUUGCACAAAAGGUCAGCUCAGACCCGGCAAAAGCUCUGAAUGACUUUCUGGACAAGAAUCCUGCAGUUCAAAUUAUCAUUCUACAAUGGGUUGAUAUCUGCGGCGUAAUAAAAUCGAGACUUUUGCCUAUUGCUGCUUUUAAGAAGCUCAUCAGCUCGGGCAGUCAUUUGGACUGUGCGCCUCUCGACACGUGUGUGCCAACAACGGCCGAGUUUAUCCCCAUGCUCAUGCCAACCUUUACAGAGAAAGGAAAGAUUUGGCCUGAUAUUUCCACUUUGAGAGUUGCGCAUGACAGUUCUGGGCUCGGCAAUGCAGCAGUUUGCUUCGCUACUUUGGAUUUCCGAAACACUGAUGCUCGAUCAAUCCUGAUAUCCUCAGUCGAUAGGGCUAAGAAGAAUCAUGGGAUGGAGUUCCUAGUCGGCAUGGAGUUGGAGUUCUGUUUGCUUGUUCCAGGAACACUCGAACCUGCUGAGCCUGCGCCGCCUGGCGUUUCGGUCACGGUUCGCAUGCUACGGUCCAAGGUUUGGCCGGUCCUGAAUGAGAUCAUCGUUGCACUUGAGGAAGUUGGGGUUCGCGUUGAACAGACCAUUAAGGAGUAUGGCAUAUCUGCUUAUGAGGUUGCACUCGCCCCACUACCCCCAAUUGAGGCUGUCGACGCAUAUGUGUACGCCAGCGAGUUGAUCAGGAAUGUCGCAUACAAGCAUGGUCUACUUGCCACAUUCUAUCCCACACCUUAUGAGGGAGACCAAGGCCAAAAGAACGGAGAACAUAUCCAUAUCUCUGCUACCAGCAAAGACGAGAGCUGGGACCCAGAUACCACCAUGGCCGGAAUCCUGAGCCAUAUCCCGGCCUUAAUGGCACUCGGUUUGGCUCAGGUCGAUUCUUAUGAAAGGGUCAACGUUGGGAGAAUGUGUGCUGGUGGUCUAGUUGGUUGGGGCGAUAACAAUCGUGAUAUGCCCGUUAGGAGAGUCACUAAGAACCACUGGGAGAUCCGUGUGAAUGAUGGCACCUCGAAUUCAUAUGCUAUGGUAGCUGGUGUCAUUGCCGCUGCGCUUGAUCCAAAACCCCUUGAAAUCCAGAAGGCUAGCAAAUUCACUCUAUUCUACACCGAAGAGGAGAAGGAAAAGCUAGGAAUGACGAAGCUUUUGCCCAAAUCGCUCGACACCGCGCUGGAAGAACUUGAGAAGGACAAAGCUUGGGCUGUAAGUGCUCUCGGUCAGGAAUAUGUUGACUGGUUUCUCGCUUUGAAAAGGGCGGAGAUGAAGACUGUGUCUGAGAUGGAGUCCAAGCAGAGAAGACUUCAUAUGCUUAACUUCUUUUAG